Molecule: messenger RNA, 1587 nt
Organism: Paramecium tetraurelia
Lineage: Eukaryota; Ciliophora; Oligohymenophorea; Peniculida; Parameciidae
Exons: 5
Source: RefSeq, a predicted model, not a curated record
AUGUCUGUUCAUAAAAGUCCUAAAAACUCAAUUUUAAGCACUGCUCGUACAAGACCUUAAACAGCAUUGACAAGUCCUAGAGUGCCUUAGGUAAUAUAAAUUCCUAAUGAUGAUCAAGAUUAACAAACAUAGAUCAACAAAUGCACAGCCACUACAAGUCUUACACCCAAAAGUCUGAUCAAACUAUAAGAGAGGAAAACUAAUGUAGGAGGAAGACCUGAAAAUUUAUCGUGUAAUUUAAGGGUUACAAAAGAGUAAGCAGAAAUUGAUCCACCUGAAGAUUACUUUGAAAAGGAAGUUUAAGUCAAUCAAGAUGAAUAUGAACAAUUUAAAAAGAACUUCCAUAGGAUUGUUUUUGAUGCUUUUGGAAAUUAUAUUUACACCAAACCAGGACCUAUUGAUGAAGAUUUUAAACUAUAAGUUUCAUCAGCGUUAAAUACUCAUAAGCAGACUUCAAGUACCUUAAAAUAAAAACUCUAAAUCAAAACUCAAAGCUUCCAGCCUAAGAAGACUAUUGAGAACUUGGUGAAAAGUACAUCAGAGAUAGCCAAGAUGAACCCAAGGAGAAGAGCAAUUUUGGAAAUCAAACAAAAAGCAGAGAACUCACUUUAUUAGAUGAUCAAUAAUCUAGCCAAAGAUAAAGUCUUGAGUGAAUCAAAGUCUCUAUUAGAAUAAGUUACACAAUAAAUGCUUAUUUAUAUUGAUAAAUUUACAAGAGAGAACUAAGAACUUACCGAUUAAUUGGAAAUGGCCAAAGGAAAAAUCUUUGAGUUGUAAAGUUCGAAUGAGAGUUUAAAUUUCAAGAAUAUCCAACUUCUAAAAGAAAUAAAGAAUUCGAAACAUUAAUUGGAUGAACUUAAGAGGAGCACUGUUGAUAUUGAGAAAUUCAUUCCUCAAUACAACAUUAUGACCAAAAGAUUUGAAAAUUUUUAGGCUGAAAAAUUUAUAGACAGAUAUGAUUAUUUUGAAAAUUCCAAUUUACUCCUUACUAAAAGAGUUUCAGACUUGGAAUUGGAUACUAUAUAACUUGAGAAAUAAAUAGUGCAUUUGUAAAAGGACUUAGAAACUAAUCAAUAAAUAAAUAAACAUCAAUAUGAUACUAAAUUACAUUCUCCUCCUCAUAAACAAGAUUUACCUAAUUAAGACUAUGAAUAAUACAAAGAUAUGUAUUUGAACUUGUUUAAGAAAAUUCUGUAAAUCUAUAGUAAUUGGACCACAAAAUCCAAGGCUCUAUUACCAGAUAAAAUGGAUGAAGGUCCAAGGGCGAAUUUGGUUGAACCUUUAGAAAUGCUAUAAAAUAUAGAAAAAAUGAUAUCUAUUUCCUCUAAUGAAAAACUACAAUCAUAUUUAAGAAAGAUAAUCGUUAGUGCUAACUAAUUGUAAAGGAAAUAUCUAACUGAAAAUGUAAAUGAAAAAUUUGAUCCUGACAAAAUUUAUGGAAGAAUCAGUAAAUUAGUUGAUAACUUAAAGGCUUAAAUUUCUAAUUUACAAAGUCAAGUGCAGAGCUAUAAAUAAUCAUAAAAUUGUCUAACUUAACUACAAACAUAGAGAUCUAAGUCUUUUUUUCAUGAGAAGGAACAAAUUUGA